This is a messenger RNA of Fimicolochytrium jonesii, 6048 nucleotides long. RefSeq names its product proteasome stabiliser-domain-containing protein. Gene Ontology annotation, molecular function: molecular adaptor activity. The transcript has 8 exons. The coding region runs from base 366 to 5654 and encodes 1762 amino acids. Gene Ontology annotation, biological process: proteasome assembly. The record is from RefSeq and is a predicted model, not a curated record. Gene Ontology annotation, cellular component: cytoplasm; nucleus. Lineage: Eukaryota; Fungi; Chytridiomycota; Chytridiomycetes; Spizellomycetales; Powellomycetaceae.
UAUAGGUACCGUACAGUACGUAGCAUAACGCUUCUGGGCAGGAGCACUGAAUCUUCAAACCUCAGUACAACGAACGAAAGCACUCAAUAUGGCUGACAAGGAGAUAGAGCUCCUGGAGGGUGUCGAACUGCGUUUCGCCGUCGCAGACACUAAGGAGCGCUUCGAAAAGGCGGUUGGGACUUUCUUGACCCCGGUCCUUAUCAAAUUGAACUCGCCGCAUAAAGUUGUGCAGACACAGGUAGUCUCCGUUUGGAAGAGUGGGAGACGCGAGCGGUCGAUACUCCUUGAGGGAUAGACCGGAGGGAAAGAGAGAGUGCUUCAGAGAACCAAGCAAACAUGGACUCACAGGUGCGAACUUGCAGGUCAUGAGUUUGUGCAGUCACGUCAGCAAAAGGUUCAAAUCGGAUCCGACACUGUCCCUUCCCAUGUCCGCGCUGUUCGAUCUGUGGGAGGCUGAAAGCACAACUAUGAUAGUGCGGAACUUCUGUUUGAUCUAUCUUGAGAUCGGCUUCAACCGAAUCACGGACGAGGAAAAAAUCAAAUGUCUUCCUCGUUUACUACGGAAUAUCUCUCGCUGCAUGCCAGCGCAACAAGCUGCCAUCAUGCAAAUGGCCCUUCACAUCAUCGGAACUCUGACACGCACGAGAAACCCUGUAUUAGACCCUAGUGUUGACUGGCACAUUCCUCCCGCCGACAUUCGCUUCUUUCUGGAGAAGCUCGCAGAUCUGAUGCUGUACGCACCUGCUCCCAAAACGACCGCGGUGACACUUGGCAAUAGGCCACCAAAUGCGCCGCCCCUCGACGUGCCGCCAACGUUCGUUCCACCAGCGAUGAGCAAAGAGGAGAUCACCUUCAUCACAAACAACAACAAGGCGAGCUGGACUUCCUCAUUGACGGAAUCGAAUAAUAUGAAGCUUUCUGUCUUGCGUUUCCUCGCAUUGCCCGGAUUGAUCCCUCAAGACGAGUUUCACUGGGAGCGGUAUCACGUGUACCUGGCCGCGGCGGGCGACGCAAAUCACGAGCUGAUCAGUGCUGGGGAAGAUGGAAUGAAGCGAUAUGCUCAGCCAGAUUUGGAAAAUGCGAAUGUUGUUCGGGCAUUGUAUGCGAUGUACCAAGGAAAACCGUCGAACAACCCUGAUAGCCACCGAAGUCCCGCAACGCCUUCUCUAAAGAACAGGAUCUUGAGGGUUUUGCUCAAGUCUGCGACAGCGGCAAAUACCUUCCCGAACAUGAUUCAGGUUGCUUUCGACGCUCUGAACGGUGAAACGACCACUCCGAAACUGCGGGCUUCAGGGAUGUCGUUCGUCCAGUGGAUCGCCAGAAUGACGAAAGACGAGACCAUCAAACCCAUCGCCCCUAUCCUUUUGACGGCACUGCUGCAGUUCAUCGAGCGGACGAAAUCUGGUUCCCCCUCCGCCGAGAAUGAUUCGCUACGGGGCUUCGCGUUCGAAGCCGUCGGAUUAGUCGCCAAGCGUGCACCUGACGUUUUCGACGUUUCCGUCCUUCGAGAAUUGUUCGCAUCUUUGAUGGUGGAGUCGGCCAGUGUCCAAGUCUCGGUUUUGGAUGCGCUUUCAAACAUGAGCAACGCCUACCAGAAGAUGCUCUCACAAGACCCGAGCAAAGAGACUGAAUUCAAAGAGCUGCUGUUAGGGAACGUCUCGAACACCAACCACCGCUCGCGAUACAUCACAGCCAAAUACGCCAAUGCGCUCUUCCCAUAUAAAAGCGCAUUGGCGCGGUACAUUGACGUUAUUCUCAGCCAAGAUUCCAAACCCGAAGUUCGCGACGAAUCACUGAAGGGUCUCGUGUUCCCGGAAGCCGACAACUGCGCGAGCGACGAUCUUCCCGUCUUUGGCGAUGUCCUGGCACUGGUUUCCUCGAAUAUUGAAAAGAAUCCGAAAAGCUUCGCACAGAAAGCUCAUGUGAGACAGGACGGGACGCUACACCCUGUCGUUCUGGCUGACUUUUUGAAGUACUUCCGGCAUCUUCUCAUCCUCCGCGCGAACCCGAAAUGUGUGCUGGGGAGGAAAGGGCUGGAUGACUUUGAGGAUAUUGCGGAUGUGGAGACUAGAGAUGCGCUCGUCGCGGUGUUGGCGCAAAUGAGCGCGGACACGGAGACGUCGGGGUUGCGAGCGUACACAGACCUGCUCACGUUUGCGCUGCAAGUUGACUCUGGGGAGCUUCAAGCGGCGGCAUCGUAUUGCUUGUUGGAGUUGAUUUCCUUUGGCCCGCCGGCGAUCGGGGCAACUUACAUUAGCCAGAUUGAGUGGAUCAAGUCCUUUAUUGUCGCAACCAGAGCAGAGACGAGGAUCUCCAUGUCCCACGUACUCGGUCUCGUGGUCACGACUCAACUCGACGAUCCGAUGCAAGUAAAAUUCGUGUCAGAACUCUUGGUAGAGUUUCAGAAGACGGCACAGGACAAGCAGACUUCCCCAGAACAAAGGCAUGGCGCAACCCUGGCCCUCGGCUACAUCGUCGGACGAUCCUCCUAUCGGUACUCGAAAUCUCCCCUCCCAUCGGACAUCCUUUCACGAAGUCUCGAAGUUAUAGUCAAACAACUAGAUGCGGGCACAAAUCUCGAGAUUCUGGGAGCAUGCGAAGCCUUGUCUGAGGCUGGUCGGUACUCCGCACUACCGCGAUCGUCCACGCUAGCCCCUGAUGAAGUCAUCAGAAAGCUGAUCGCGUUGAUGAGCAAAUCAUCGUCGAACAACGACACGAAGAUCCACGAACAAGCGAUAUCCGCCAUGGGACAGCUAGCCAACGGCGACCAUGGUCUGUCAAAGCAGGUGUUUGAUCACAUCUACACUCUGGCCUCGUCGCAUUCGAAACAGACGGAGGUUCAUUUUACCAUCGGAGAAGCCAUCACUGCCGCAACGUGCGGUUUUGUUGCCACCCACAUGCAGAAAUAUUUGGACAUUCCGACCGUGACUGUGGAAUCCAAAGCUCCAGCGGAAACCGUCCAGGAAGUCAUCAACACGUUACUGGAGAAGAUAGCGCCCGGCAGCGCCCCGGUGGUUCGGAAGAAUCUUGCGAUUUGGUUACUGUGCAUCAUCAGAUUGGGUGGGAAGCAUCCGGUCGUCAAAGCAAAUGCGCUGAGGUUGCAGUCGGCGUUCGCUGGGCUCCUCGGAGAAACGGACGAGUUCACUCAGGAGGUGGCGUCGAGGGGAAUGGGAUUGGUGUUUGAGCUUGGUGAUGAGGCGGUGAGGUCUCAGUUGGUCGGGUCCCUGGUCUCGACAUUGACAGAAGGGAAGAAGAUCGCCCCGCAAAGUGUCACCGGCGAGACCCAGCUCUUCCGAGACAACGCCCUCGGCUCUGCGCCGGAAGGCGGCCAAGUCUCUGGCACGUACCAAUCCAUCCUCUCCCUCGCCUCGGACAUGAACCAGCCCGAUCUCGUGUACAAGUUUAUGUCCCUAGCAGCGCACAAUGCUGUCUGGAACUCCCGGAGAGGCGCCAGCAUGGGCUUCAGCACUAUCGCGACACAGGCCACCAAGGAACUGGAGCCUCACCUGCCCGCCAUCAUCCCGAAACUGUACCGCUUCCAGUUCGACCCGAACCCUAAAGUAGCCGAAAGCAUGAAGAACAUCUGGCAGACAUUGAUUAAGGAGCCCAGCAAGACCCUCGACGAUUAUUUCGAGACGAUCAUGAAGGAUCUCUUGGCGGGCUUGGGCGAUCGGCAAUGGAGGCUGAGAGAAGCAAGUUGUCUGGCGCUGGCGGACUUGACGUCGUCCAGGGAGAUGAAGCAGCUCGAACCGCAUUUGGAGGAAAUGUGGCUGAUGUGUUUCAGGGCGUUGGAUGAUAUCAAGGAGAGUGUGAGGACCGCGGCGUUUAGGACGUGCAAGGCGUUGACGAACAAGACGGUGCGAUACUGUGAUCCGACAACGGAAGCUGUUGAUGAAGGGAGGAAGGUGAUGAGGAUCGUGGUGCCCUUCUUCUUGACGAAGGGGCUGCAAUCAUCGGCUGAAGACGUGCGCAACUUUUCUUUGGCGACAAUCCUUAAGAUCUGCAAGAAGGGAGGAUUCUUGUUGAAGCCUCACGUCACGGAGCUCGUUGCGACUCUGCUAGAGUGCCUGGCUACCAUGGAACCCCAAGUCCUGAACUACCUCACCUUCCACACCGACAAGUACAACAUCAGCCAGGAGCAGCUCGAAAACUCUCGGUUGAGCGCUGUACGAAGCUCGCCAAUCAUGGACGCGAUUGAAUCGUGUAUCGAUCAAGUCGACGGUGAAGUCCUAAAAGCCCUCAUCCCGCGUCUCAACGGGCUCAUCCGAAAGGGAGUCGGGUUGCCAACCAAAGCUGGCAGCGCCCGCAUCGUGUACAGUCUCGUCCAACGCGCACCGAACGACCUUAAGGAGCACGCAGACAGUCUCCUGAAAGCGCUGAAAUCAGCCAUCUUUGAUCGUUCGAUAGUUGUGCAGAAGGCGUUCGCGAGCGCCAUUGGCCACCUGGCCAAAGUGUGCAGCGAUGGCGCGGUCGAACAACUGUUGACAUCCAUGAUCGACAUAUACCUGCAGACCGAUGAUCCGGACAAGCGACCCAUCCCUGGUUACAUUUUCCUGGAAUUCGCCAAGAAAUCCUCGGACAAGGCCAAGGAGUUCCAGGGCAGAGUUCUGCCAAUCGCCUACCUUGGCGCUCGCGAUGACACCGAUGCAAUCAAGCUCGUCUGGGUCGAUGUCUGGGAGGAAAUGACCGGCGGGUCUGCAGGAGCCAUCCGGUUAUGGAUGAAGGAGAUGAUGGGCAUGAUGGAUGGUCUUUUGGCGUCCACGCCGUCCUGGAGUGUCAAGAAGCAGGUUGCGAUGGCGUUGGGGGAUAUGGCGAAGGCGCUGAGGGAGAACUUCAGUCCGUAUAUGAACGAGGUGGUGGAUAUGCUGAUUAGCGCGCUAGCGGGACGGACGUGGGAAGGGAAGGAGGCUAUUGUCAAUUCUUUGGCUACCGUGAUUGUGGAGAACAAAGGCUGGUUCGCAACGCCGGAGGGCGCCGCGAAAGUCGAUAAGAUAACUCAGAUCCUCAUCCAAGAAGCAAAGAAAAACAACAAACCAUACAAGCGCCAUAGCAUAGACAGUCUCGGAAAGGCAUUUGACGCUCUGAACAUCGACAAAUAUGCCGAUUUGUACGACUAUCUCGCCGAGCUGGCAGCUCCGGAGGCCAGCGAUGAUAUGGAGGUCGACGAUGAGGACGACCAGAGGCAGAAGACCCUUGGGUUGUUGAUUCGAGCCACGAGUUUCAAGACUCUUGCGCUAUGUUUCCCCAGGAACAGCCCCGAGACACAAGCCAAAUAUGCAGUUCCACUGUGUACGCUCCUGACCAAGAACCUAGAUGGCAAUGUGUGGAACGUGCGCCUGGCUGUGAUCGAAGCUUUUGAGACAUUUUUGGACAAACUUAGCUCUCCUUCGGAGCUCCUGACUCCUCAAGUUGUCAGUGAAGCCAUAAAUCAAACAAUAAAUUGUCUGGAGGACGGAAAGUAUACAUCCGUUCGAACAGCCGCAGCUCGCAUGCUCCAUAAACUCGCCACGACGACUUUACCGCUGUUACCCGACUCUGUUCGCUUAGAAGCAGUCACAAAGUUGGACGGUUUGACGGGUAAAGAGCUCGUUCCGCUGGUCGCAGAAGAGAUCAAGAAAGCACGGAAAGUGCUCGCUGCAAUGGAUGCGAGCUAGAUCUGAAGCACCCGGGGUCGUCCCAAGUCUUCUUUAAAUAUCAUCCCCGCGUAAUGACAUUUUUAUCAUAUAGCAUAUCGAGUCCAGUCUACACAUGACAACCUCCACGGGAAAAGGAGAGAAGAUGCUCUAGUGGACUUGCUUUUUUCUUCGGAACCUUGGAAUCGUGAAAGAAUGCGAUAGAGUUGAAUUUUGCGCAUUAACACACUGUAAAGGCCGUAGUGAAAAGCGAAAAGCACCAAGCUUUGUUGUCCCUCUGGUGUCUGGAUGGCCAUGACACAGCUGCCCGCCUAUUCGGCGAGCGCCUGAGCAAGUGCUACUAGAGACGAGCGCGGCAACAAGCAUGGUGGUAGUGUUGCGUUUCCGACUGGAAUGCAGGGGGAUAAGGAUUGCG